AUGGGACUUGCAGCUUUUAUCUACUUGACAGUGGUGGCCUGGGCUCUGUUUAAAGGGAAGUUCAGAGAAGGCAUUGAUAAACCAGAUCCUCCCACUUGGAAGACAAGGCUGCGUUGUGCUUUGAACAAGAGCAAUGAUUUUGAAGAACUGGUUGAAAGAAGCCAACUGGACAUAUCGGAUCCAUAUAAAGUAUAUAGAAUAGUGCCAGAAGGAGCAAAAAAAGGAUCGAAACAACUUAGCAUAGAAGAUCCACAGAUGAUUAUGAACAAUGCUUUCGCUCUGAAUUCAGCAUAUUCUUCACUACCGCCUCAGGUUCCAAACUACAUGGUACCUCAUGACCGUAACUGGAGGGAAUACGUACCAGAGCAGUCCCAUCCUGAUCUUUCGUACCAGUGUACAAGUGUCUCUUUUCCACCUCGUAAUCAUCACUGGCAAGGCCCGUCAUGUCAGAAUGUAGGUUGUCAAGUAACUGGGACUUUUUAUGCUUGUGCACCACCUGAGACGCAGACUUCUGGCAUCCCAAUAGAGGGAAGCAUCAGAUCUACUGAAGCUCUUCCCUUGUCAGAUUAUCGAUUGCACAUCUGUUUGUAUUAUCAUGAAACUCUUGUAAAAGAAGUCACAACUUCAAGUCCUGAGGGCUGUAGGAUAUCUCAUGGUCAUAGCUACGAAGUCACCGGCAUGGACCAAGUUAUGUUCCCUUAUCCAGAAGAUCAUAACCAGAGGAAAACAACUGAAAAAUUGCUUUCUCUGGAAAGAGGAGUAAUACUCUGGAUGACCCACGAUGGCCUCUAUGCUAAGAGACUUUGUCAAAGCAGGAUAUAUUGGGAUGGGCCUCUGGCAUUCUGCAGUGACCGGCCUAACAAGCUGGAAAGAGAGCAGACGUGCAAGCUUUUUGAUACUCAGAAAUUUUUAUCAGAACUACAAAUAUUUGCCCACCAUGGGCGUCCAUUACCUAGAUUCCAGAUUGUAUUAUGUUUUGGAGAAGAGUUUCCUGAUCCACAAAGACAGAGAAAACAAAUUACAGCCCAUGUUGAACCAGUGUUUGCUAGGCAGCUGUACUACUUUGCACAGCAAAACACCGGACCUUUCCUGAGAGGCUACGAUAUAUCAGAACAGAUAACCACUUCAGAAGAUUAUCAUAGAUCCAUCCACCAUUCCUCUGUUCAGGAAUAAACACAGGAACACUGAAGUCUACAUUUUGGGAGGUAAACGGAAGGCAAAGUACUUUGGAUCACAGCUAAAGGAUGUGCACCAGUGCUUUGAAUUUUCCUGAGAAAUCAUCACCAACUGGAAAUGUACAUGGAAGGGAUACCGUCAAUGUAAGAAUCUAGAACCCUGAGUGAUCUGUGAGAAUACACAUGACUUUAGCCAUGUGAUCAUGGCUUUCUCUCUAUGCAUACAGUAAUAUGCUUAUUACUCCAGAGCUGAAGAAGUUUCUUGGAUGAAAAGCAAAACGUCUUCAUGGAAAAACCAGGAAGUCCAGUUGCCUCUUGAAAAAGCACCUUUGGGACAGUUCUCAGGAAGAUAAGCAAUGCUGUGUUAGUAUACUAGGGACAAUGCAGUCAUUUAUGCACUGUAUAGGAGGAAACUCAGGCUCACUGGUUCUUCUCAACUUCAGUCCUACAGCCUCAUUCCCAAUCUUUGAGAAAGUCUAACUGUAAUGAGUGAGUUCCUGUUAGCAAUGCCAUUUGAUUAACACGCUGAAUAUGGCUUGCUUUGUCUGACAAGUUGUACAAGGCUAAUCUGCAUUAUACAUCUCAACUGUAUUGCUGAAUUAAUUGGAUGAGAAAUGGUUAAGAGCGCUUUUCAUUCUUAGUGGUUUAAGUCUAGAAAAGUGAAGUUGAAAAAUUAAACGUGUACGUCGUUCCUCACCCCACCCCACCCCGUUCUAACCAGAAAGUUGGAAGGAAUGUAAAAACAUUUUAAUCAUGACUUGUGGGUGAUUCUGUGACAUAGGUGUUAUUGAAAUGGGCAAGACGAGUUGAAAUGAAACCUGGGAGUUCACCAAAUACCCAUCUAGAUCAGGACUGUCAAACUUGCAGCCUGCGGGCUGGAUGCGUCACGCUCUGGCCACACCCAUGCCCAGUUUAGC
Molecule: messenger RNA, 2092 nt
Organism: Notechis scutatus (mainland tiger snake)
Lineage: Eukaryota; Metazoa; Chordata; Lepidosauria; Squamata; Elapidae
Source: RefSeq, a predicted model, not a curated record